Molecule: messenger RNA, 2094 nt
Organism: Hypoxylon trugodes
Lineage: Eukaryota; Fungi; Ascomycota; Sordariomycetes; Xylariales; Hypoxylaceae
Product: CBF-domain-containing protein
Exons: 2
Coding region: 93-1742 (549 amino acids)
Biological process (GO): ribosome biogenesis
Cellular component (GO): Noc4p-Nop14p complex; small-subunit processome; nucleolus
Source: RefSeq, a predicted model, not a curated record
AAAUAAUCUAAGUUUUUUUUUUUCCUCUUCUCUUACAUUCCACUUUACAUCAACAUUCGCUCAGGCAUUUGACUUCAACUUACUUUACGAAAAUGCCGGGAACUGUUGGGAAUGACUCCUUAAAAAGGAAACGAUCGAAAACCGCCGAAAAAGCUACGAAACGAGCCAAAGCAGAGAGCGAUGAUGAACACGAUCCUCAAGCCGAGAUUCUCCUACUAGAAAAUGCAAUUCUCGAGUCUAAGAAGAAUUAUAAUAACAUAACGACCCUCCUCGAGCUUAUGCGAAAAGACAGCGACGAUGAAUCUACCCAGCUUGCAUUGGUUUCUUUAUGCAGAGUAUUCUUGCGACUUCUUGCUUCAGGUAAUCUAGCAAGACGGGACGGCCAGUCGGAAAAGGAUAUCGUAGUUGUCCAAUGGCUUAAAGCAAAGCUCAGCGAUUACAAGCAAAUCAUUGUUUCUGAAUUGGGCCAAGAAGAUUCAGCUCCGACCGCACUCACUUUGGCUAUGCGCGUCUUACAAGCCGAAGGGAAAUACUCGAACGAGAAGGAUGAAUACAACUUCCCGAAGGGCUUCCUAAAAGAAGUAGUAGAGGCUCUUAUUCAAAGUGAAUCUGAAGACGUGAGACAAGAGUUCUGCGAAAAGUUUCUCGGAGAGUAUGCGGAUGUACGGUUCUAUACUUUCAAGGCGUUGAAAGAUAUUCUAUCCGCGGACCUUCCAAUAUCUUCUGACGAUACCCUCUUCGAUGACGUAUUCGACGUUUUAUCUUUUUUCGAUGACGUUCCAAGUUCUGCGGAAGAGAUGGGCGAAUAUUAUAUCGAUGCGCCGAAAAAGAAGUCUCAUCCCGUCACAUCCCUCAAUCAACAGAAGAAAGUGGCACAAGAAGCGUGGUUAGCAUUGCUCAGUUUGGGUCCCAAUCGAGAUCAGCGAAAGAAAUUACUUCAAAUCAUGACCAAGUCAAUUGCCCCAUGGUUCACGAAGCCGGAGCUUCUAAUGGACUUCUUGACGGAUUCGUAUAACACGGGAGGCGCGACUUCGCUCUUGGCUUUAUCAGGAGUCUUUUAUCUGAUACAAGAGCGCAAUUUAGACUAUCCGUCUUUUUAUCGGAAAUUGUAUUCGUUAUUAGACGCGAAUAUUCUGCAUUCAAAGCACCGAUCCCGGUUCUUUCGAUUGUUGGACACGUUCCUGUCCUCGACGCAUCUUCCCGCUGUCCUUGUCGCAAGUUUCAUCAAGCGAAUGGCAAGAUUGUGCCUCAAUGCACCCCCUGCCGCCAUCGUUGUGGUCAUACCUUGGAUGUAUAAUCUAUUCAAAAAGCAUCCGCUUUGCACUUUCAUGAUGCAUCGCGUUCCAAGGACCGCGAAAGAGAAGGAGACCCUGGAAAAUGAAGGGAUGGAAGACCCCUUCAUUUCCGACGAAGAGGAUCCAAUGGAGACGUGCGCGAUUGAUAGCUGUCUAUGGGAAAUUGUUCAGCUACAGUCGCACUAUCACCCGAAUGUUGCGACCAUCGCGAAAAUAAUAUCGGAGCAAUUCACUAAACAGUCCUACAAUAUCGAGGAUUUCUUGGAUCAUUCGUAUAGCAGCGUAAGUCAAUUGUACUCCCCAGUAUGUGUAUCAAGUCCACAAAGUGCUUACGAAUUUCUAGUUACUCGAUGCCGAACUAUCCAAGCAAGUCAAAAAGGCUCCUGUUGUGGAGUUCAUGAUUCCCAAGAGGGUGUUCCUACCACAGGAUCCUACGUCUGGAGCUGAGGAUAACCUUUUAGCCAAGCUGUGGGACUUCAAAUGAUCGUCGCUCAGAUCGUUCGUACAGCCUAAGGGAAUGCGCCUUCUGGUACCGAGUAGAACUGGGGACUAUUCUGUGGUCCAGCUUCCAAAAUUCUAGUCCCAUUCGUCUCCAAAAUGCUGUAGCGAUUGACCCGAAAUUGCUUACGCCAUCUAUUCUACGGAAUAACGGGUCGGUGCCGAGGAGAUGGGAUUAUCCUGAUACGAAGCCACUCACCGCUUCCGGCUGGUUACAAUGCCAUCAUCGCGGACCCUAUUUUUCAGCUCGAGGUCGCAAAGCAUUGUUAGAGCAUCCUCGUCUUUCUUCGCGGUUCCUUGC